This is a messenger RNA of Aphis gossypii (cotton aphid), 1681 nucleotides long. RefSeq lists its product as uncharacterized. Gene Ontology annotation, cellular component: plasma membrane. The record is from RefSeq and is a predicted model, not a curated record. Gene Ontology annotation, molecular function: vitamin transmembrane transporter activity. The coding region runs from base 191 to 1510 and encodes 439 amino acids. Gene Ontology annotation, biological process: vitamin transport; transmembrane transport. The transcript has 10 exons. NCBI's taxonomy places the organism in Eukaryota, Metazoa, Arthropoda, Insecta, Hemiptera, Aphididae.
GUAAAUAUGAUUCAUUUCACUGGGUGAUUUAUUACAAGCAACUUGUUAAUUUAAAUUUCAAUCGGUAUGAUACCUAUCUAAGAUCUAUUCAAAUUAAUAUUAUCUAUCUAUAUCUACUUACCAGCUACUUAGGUACUGAAGUCGUUUGAAGUAAAAGCAUCCAGUGGGUACAUAGUUGCCCGAUAACGCGAUGGAAAGCUGGAAAAUAAUUACGUAUAAUGUUGCGAUAUGUAUGUUUUUUUUUGAAAUACGACCUCUUGAAACAUAUUUAACAGCUUAUCUUACUGGACCAGAUGGAAACGUUUCGCUUUCAGAGGUGGCUAACACGAUGGAGUCAAUCAGAUCGUAUUCAGCUCUCAUUGCAAUUGUAAUAAUGCUAACCAUUACUGAAUACUUUUACAAGCCGGCAAUCAUAGUCUUAACAGGUUGCUCAUUUAUUGGCUAUACCCUGAUGGCAGAUUUUCCGAGUUUGACACAGUUGCGACUAGGAACGGCUGCAAUAAAUGCAGCGUCGAACGCCUACAUAAUAGGUUUUAGCUAUUUGUUCAGCCAAAUUAGUGACAGACAACAGUAUCAAAAGGCGACCAGCAUUGUCUCGGUCAGCUUACAGCUUGGCAUUUUUUGUGGUUCUAUAUUUUCUCAAAUAAUUGUUAGUAUCACCGGAGGAACUUAUACAAUUCUACCUUAUUGCAGUGCAGCCGCAAUGUUCUUAUCUAUAAUAAGUGCAUGUCUACUUCCGACGAAAAAAGGACAUUCUUUUCUAAUGACGAAUGUGCUUAACGAAAAUACUAGACUUCUCGAAAAUGGCUUAAAAAACAAAAUGGAAACUCGUGAAAAAAAUAUUGUUAUGAUGCAAUCUAUUAAGAAUAAUACUGCAAUGGAAAAUAACUUAAAAGGAUUAUUGGCGAACUUUAAAAAAUCAUACUCGGAUACAGUUGUGCUAAAAAGGUCCAUUUUGUACGCGAUCACUAUGGGAUCACAUUCACAGACUUUAAUUAACAUGAAUGUAUUGUAUUCGUACAUUGUCAGUAAACCAGGUAAUCAAGAUGUCUUGUUAAACGGAUAUGCGGAUGCAAUGUUUAGUUUGUUUGGAGCAUGGGGUGCCUAUAUCAUUGGAAAAUUGAAAUUUGAUUGGAAUUAUUAUGGCGAUGUCUUUACUGCCGUUUGCUGCUCUAUCAUGGGAAUUCUUAUGAUGACAUGUUAUUUUUACAACCAUUUGUGUUUUAUAUAUUUAUCGUAUAUAUUAUACGGUAUGUUUAGUCAAAUGGUAUUUGUUUCAAAUUGCUCCGAAAUUGCGAAACGAUUGAAGAACAAUGCCUUUUCUCUUGUUUAUGGAUUCAAUUUAUUUGUAUCUUUAUUAAUAUCUGCUUUUAUGACAACAUUUUAUGUUCAAAUUAAUUUUCUGGAUAUUACUAUUCCCGGACGGUUUUUGUUUAUUGGUGGUUUAAAUGUAUUUCUUGGAAUAGGAUUCUUUUUCACUUCGUAUCUCAGAAUGACCAAGCCCCGAUGAUGAACAACACUAUUUUUAUAUUAUAAUAUUAUAAUCUGAAUAUUCUUGAUAUUUAUUGUGUCUAUAAUUAUUAUUUUUCAAUAUAAUAAAAUAGUAAAUUAUAAUUUUUUGUACGACAUUAGUAUGCCUAAUAAUAAUUUACAUAAAUAUAAUUAAUAUUAUACUUAUCAA